Messenger RNA from Acanthamoeba castellanii str. Neff, 1689 nucleotides. RefSeq names its product hydrolase, alpha/beta fold domain containing protein. The transcript has 4 exons. The record is from RefSeq and is a predicted model, not a curated record. Bases 1 to 1689 code for a protein of 562 amino acids. NCBI's taxonomy places the organism in Eukaryota, Discosea, Longamoebia, Acanthamoebidae.
AUGGAGCCGGUGGAAGAGCAAGAGAAGCUGAAGGAGGUGGCGGACCAGACAACUGCGUCCUUGCCAACAACGGCGAACGAAAUCCAGGUCCUCGCAAAUGGCGAAGAUGAAUUGAGCGGGGCAUCGUCAUCUCCCACGCCCUCGAUUCCCGCCGCAGCCGAGGCUGCUGGCCUCCGGCAACGAGCUCCCUCUCGCCGCCCGCCCAGAUCUUCCUCGUCUUCAUCUUCCACAGCACGAUCUCGGCACAGCCGAGCCAGAAAGAACGAAGCAGAUGGCGGCGAGAAGAAGGGCCUAGGGACCCGGGUCGGGGGCGCGUUGGCGGACAGCGUCAAGUCAGUCGGAGCGCGCAUGUUUCUCAUGUGCAUCCUCCUCAUGGUGGGGCUCGCCAUUGCCGCCGUCACCGCAUUCGCGUUUUGUUGGGCCUUCUUCCCGGUGGCCACGGCGCCUAUCGCGGGCCAGCGCGCCAUCGCCUCGCUCGAGACCAUCACGCUCGGAGGAGUGGAGCAAAGCAUUCUCAUAAGGGCCGAAGAUGCCUCCAAUCCGAUCGUCCUCCUGUUGCACGGGGGACCGGGACUUCCGCUGAUGCCCUUCCGCUCUGGCUUUGCUGCACUGGAAAAGGACUUUGUCGUGGUCUACUGGGAUCAGUACGGCAGCGGCAAGAGUUGCGAGUGGUCCACCUUCUUGGUCUCUUCUUCAUCGUCAUCCUCGCCUGCCCCAGCGUGGCAGGAGCACGAUCACCAUCACCGUCAUGGCUCAUCUGAUACCGACGAACCGGCCGACAACGCUGCAGACGGCCAGCGCCAGGCCAGCGCCGGUCGCACCCCGUGCCGACGCUGCGGGGCGCACAGGUGGGACCGCUUCGGCGACUUUGAAGAGGACGAGCCCGCCGGACCCCAGCGCCGCAUCGACCUGGCCUCGACUCUGCAGGACACCGAGGAGCUGGUGAGCUAUCUGUGCCGUCGAUUCCACCAGCGCGCAGUGGCGCUGGUGGCCCACGACUCGGGCAGCGUGGUGGCCAUGCAAUUCGCGCGGCAGCACCCGGAGCUCGUUCGCUCGGUCUUCCUGGUGGCGCCGCUGAUCGACUUCGGCCGGCAGCACGCGACGGCGCUCGAGUGGGCGCUUGACAAGGCCCGACGCGAGCGGCAGUACGCACUCCUAUCGCAGCUCGAGGCCACCGGCGGCGGCGUGACGCUGCCGCUGGCCAACGCCACGCAGCUGCUCAAGCUGCGCCGAGCGGUGGCCGAGCUGGGCGGCGACAUGCGCCGGGGCGGGUUCGUGCUCAAGCUGCUGCACCACAUCUUCUCGGCCUCGGAGUACGGUGUGGGCGACAAGCUGACGCUCGUGCCCUGCGGCAUCCAGUCCGCGGCCCACCAGUUCAACGACCUGCGGCAGGUCAACCUCACCGAGCAGGUGCGCGCCGUGGACGUGCCCGUGGCGAUGGCCUGCGGCAAGUGGGACAGACUCGCGCCGUGCGCCUUGGUCGAAGAGUACCUCCACGCCCUGCGAACCACCGCCGCCGCCUCGGCCCCGGCUUCGUCUCCCUCAUCUGCUACAUCGACAGAGUCGCCUACGACGGCCCUGCCGCGUGUGCGCGACUUGGUCGUGUUUGCCCAGUCAGCGCACUGGCCGUUCAUCGAGGAGGGCGAGAUCUUCGUGGAACGGCUGCGCGAGCACUUGACCGUUCAGUAA